This is a messenger RNA of Molossus molossus (Pallas's mastiff bat), 1053 nucleotides long. RefSeq names its product centrin 2 (gene CETN2). Gene Ontology annotation, cellular component: centriole; centrosome. The record is from RefSeq and is a predicted model, not a curated record. Gene Ontology annotation, molecular function: calcium ion binding. Bases 52 to 570 code for a protein of 172 amino acids. Gene Ontology annotation, biological process: nucleotide-excision repair; mitotic cell cycle; centriole replication. NCBI's taxonomy places the organism in Eukaryota, Metazoa, Chordata, Mammalia, Chiroptera, Molossidae. The transcript has 5 exons.
GUCUGUGUGUACAUUGGUUGCCGUAACAACGAGGAGCGGAGUCGGUCGGCGAUGGCCUCAAACUUUAAGAAGGCAAACAUGACAUCAACUGCCCAGCGAAAAAGGAUGAGUCCUAAACCAGAGCUUACUGCAGAGCAGAUACAAGAAAUCCGGCAAGCUUUUGAUCUCUUCGAUGCUGAUGCAACUGGGACUAUUGAUGUUAAGGAACUUAAGGUGGCAAUGAGGGCACUGGGCUUCGAACCCAAGAAAGAAGAGAUUAAGAAAAUGAUAAGUGAAAUUGACAAGGAAGGGACAGGAAAAAUGAACUUCAAUGACUUUUUGACUGUGAUGACUCAGAAAAUGUCUGAAAAAGAUACCAAAGAAGAAAUCCUGAAAGCUUUCAAGCUCUUUGAUGAUGAUGAAACUGGGACAAUAUCUUUCAACAAUCUAAAACGUGUAGCCAAGGAGCUGGGCGAGAACCUCACUGAUGAGGAGCUGCAGGAAAUGAUUGAUGAAGCUGAUCGAGAUGGAGACGGAGAAGUCAAUGAACAAGAGUUCCUGCGCAUCAUGAAAAAGACUAGCCUUUAUUAAGAUUAUUCUCUUCUUUUCUACUGCAAGCACAUAUAACUAGAUUUAGUGCCUGCCAUUGUGUGAAACCUGUUUUUGAAACACAAACUGUUUUUCCCCACUGACCUCCCUAUAUAACUUUAGUAACAACCUCAAAUCUAUUUUUUGCGAGGUGACCAGCUGCUUACUUUAAUUCCCCAAAGCAGAACAAGAGCACAUUAGAGUAGAGAAAAGGGUCUUAAAGCUUUUACUCACUUGCCAUUCUACCUUGUAUCGCUUUACUCUUGUCAUGUAUUCCCACAUUUAUGCUACCACAGAAACACUUCUUAGACAAGCACAUGUUGUACCUGUUACCACAAGCAAAGGGCAUCUCUUUGAUGGUUCUGGUUUUAAUUGACAUCUAAGUACAGCUUUCUGUUUAAAAAAAGUCUAGUGGACUCAUUCACUUGCAUUUGGAUGUGCUUUUGCUAUUUGUUUUGUCUUAAAAUAAAGCCUUUCUGAUUUUGA